Messenger RNA from Tachyglossus aculeatus (Australian echidna), 1543 nucleotides. It is a transcript of the gene PELO, whose product is annotated as pelota mRNA surveillance and ribosome rescue factor. The transcript is spliced from 2 exons. The record is from RefSeq and is a predicted model, not a curated record. Gene Ontology annotation, cellular component: cytoplasm. NCBI's taxonomy places the organism in Eukaryota, Metazoa, Chordata, Mammalia, Monotremata, Tachyglossidae. Gene Ontology annotation, biological process: ribosome disassembly; nonfunctional rRNA decay; nuclear-transcribed mRNA catabolic process, no-go decay. Bases 95 to 1270 code for a protein of 391 amino acids.
AAUCCGCCUCCGCGCAGGCGCAGAGGCUCCCUCCGGCCGCUGAGGGAAGCGUCCGUCGUCCGUCGAUCGGUCGGUCCUUCGUCGGCCCGCCAUCAUGAAGCUGGUGAGCAAGACGCUGGAGAAGGACAGCUCGGGCGAGGUGACGCUGGUGCCCGAGGAGGCGGAGGACCUGUGGCACGCGUACAACCUGGUGCAGGCGGGCGACCGUCUGCGGGCGGCCACGUUCCGCAAGGUGCAGCCGGAGUCGUCGACGGGCAGCGUGGGCGGCAGCCGGCGGGUGCGGACGACGCUGACGCUGUGCGUGUCGGCGGUGGAGCUGGAGCCGGGGUCCCGGCGGCUGCGGGUGGGCGGGCCCACGGCGGAGGAGAACGCCUGGGUGCGGCUGGGCGCCUACCACACGCUGGAGCUGGCGCCGCACCGGCCCUUCACGCUGGCCAAGGCCGGCUGGGACAGCGUGGCGCUGGCGCGGGUGGAGCGGGCCUGCCGGCCGGGCUGGGCCGGGGCGGCCGAGGCGGCGGCCGCCGCCGUGCUGCUGCAGGAGGGGCUGGCCACCGUCUGCCUGCUGACGCCCGCCAUGACGCUGACCCGGGCCCGCGUGGAGGCGGCCGUCCCGCGCAAGCGCCGCGGCCGCGCCGCCCAGCACCAGCGGGCCCUCGACCGCUUCCUCGACCUGGCGGGCGCCGCCCUGCUGCGCCACGUGCCGCUGGCCGCCGUCAAGUGCGUGCUGGUGGGCAGCCCCGGAUUCCUCCGCGAACGCUUCUGCCGCCGCCUCUUCCAGAAGGCCCUCCGCGACGGCGACAGGAACGUGCUCGACAACAGGGACAAGUUCCUGCAGGUCCACACCUCCUCCGGGCACAAAUACUCCCUGAAAGAGGUCCUGUGCGACCCGGUCGUCCUCAGCCGCAUGUCGGACACCAAGGCCGCCGGGGAGGUCAAGGCGCUGGAUGACUUCUACAAGAUGCUGCAGCACGAGCCGGACCGGGCUUUCUACGGCGUGAAGCAGGUGGAGAAGGCCAACGAAAUCCUGGCCAUCGACGUCCUGCUCAUCAGCGACGCACUGUUCCGGCACCAGGACGUGGCCACCCGCAGCCGGUACGUGCGCCUGGUGGACAGCGUGCAGGAGAACGCGGGCACGGUGCACAUAUUCUCCAGCCUCCACGUGUCCGGAGAGCAGCUCGGCAAGCUGACCGGAGUGGCCGCCAUCCUGCGCUUCCCCGUCCCCGAUCUCUCCGAUGAAGAAGACAGCUCCAGUAGUUCCGGAGAGGAUUAGGGGCUGGGAUUAUUCCCCCCCGCCCCUCCCGCCGCCCCGGGAGGGAGAGCCUCCUGCUCUUUUCUCUCAUCCCGAGAAAGAGCCCAUCCGGCUCUGCGUCGAAAGAUAAAAUCUGUUUAGAUAUAAGGCAAAACGUCGGCGGCUCCCUUCCGCGUGCCGCUGGGGCGGAUCUUCCUUCCCCCUCUUGGGGUUCUCGGGACGUCUCGCCAGGCUGGCUUCUUUUCGCUCACCAUAGUAGGCCUCCAGAUGAAAAAUAAACGGAGAGGGGAGAAG